Messenger RNA from Bactrocera dorsalis (oriental fruit fly), 3870 nucleotides. RefSeq lists its product as uncharacterized. Gene Ontology annotation, molecular function: nucleic acid binding; zinc ion binding. The transcript has a single exon. The coding region runs from base 1546 to 3870 and encodes 774 amino acids. NCBI's taxonomy places the organism in Eukaryota, Metazoa, Arthropoda, Insecta, Diptera, Tephritidae. The record is from RefSeq and is a predicted model, not a curated record.
UCUUCUACAGACCGUCAUGACAUAACUGGACGAGUAUUUAGACAGAAGCUGAAGUCAUUGAUGGAUUUUAUUGUUAAACAUCAAGUUUUCGGCGAAUUCGAUGUUGGAUGUAUUCGGUGGAAUGGCAAAAGAGAGGAUUACCACAUGCCCAUAUUUUGGUAUGGUUAGUCAACAAAAUAACAAGCGAUCAAAUUCCUGAUCAGGAAAUCGAUCCAGGUUUAUUUGAUGUUGUUACAAAAAGUAUGAUUCAUAGACCAUGUGGUGUUCUAAAUAUUAAUUGACCAUGUACGAAAGGUGGGAAAUGCACGAAGCGGUAUCCCAGAGAUUUGAUUUCCGAGACAAUUAAUGGAAAAAAUGGUUACCCAUGGUAUCGCCGACGCUCAACAGAUGAUAAUGGCAAAUCAAUAAAUCUACGAGUCAAUAAUCUAGAUAUUACAGUGCAUAAUAGGUGGGUUGUCCCCUUUUCGCCAAUACUACAUAUCAAAAGCAUUCAAAUCUCAUAUCAAUGUAGAAUAUUGCAAUUCGCUAAAUCGAUUUAAUAUAUCUGCAAGUAUGUAAAUAAAGGCAGCGACAUGGCUGUGUUUGGUGUUGCAGAGAACCGAAAUGAUUGUUCAGAGCGCUCAGAGCGCCACCUGAUAAUUAAGUGGCAUUACCUACUACUUUUUGUAAAUUUACUCACUUUGCAAUCCUGUCAAACAUUAGAUGUAACAAUUGCUUAAAUAAAAUUCAUUCGCUUUUAUAACGUGAACAAAACAACACGCAUUCGGCUAUUUUGUUCUAUUUCGCUUUUCAUCGCUAUUCGUUCGAGCGCAAAAAUUCUUGCGCGACGACAUACAUUUGUUGGUGACCCCGACGUGAUACCGCGUGCAGUUACAUUGCAUACUUUGUUGCUUCUUUCGCAGUACCGUGUACAGAUCACCAGAUCCUACAGUUAACUCAUCGCGGUUAAUAGUUUUGUUGUUUGUAGUUUUUCUCCUAUUUUUGCCGUGCAAAAAUAUACAGUGUACAAAUCACGAACUUCAACUGUUAAUUUAGUUGAACAGUUUCAUUUAAACAGUAUUAAUAAAUAUAAACAGUUUGCCGUGCAAACAGUUACCUCGUAACAUUCGAGCGGUCAUACAAGUUUAAAAGAAAAUGUCGUUUUUAAAAAGAAAAAGUGAAGCCAUUUUACGCAAGUUAAAUUCAAUACCACUUGGCAUGGAGGAACUUAAUUCCAUGGAUCAUGCAGAGCUGUCAGUCAGAUCAGAACAGCUCGAUCGUAUUCAACAUCAAUUCGAAUUAACGCAGUCACAAUUGGAGGAAGAGGACCCUGAUGAGCUUGAAACCACCACUCGCGAUGAAUUCGCGGCAACUUUCAUCCGAGUUAAGGCAGCGUUUAGGAGGGAGUUAAACAAGUUGGAUCCUCAAGUAAUGUCAUCUACGAGACAUCAACCUUUACAGGAGCAACCAUCGGUCAUUGUGAUGAAACAACCAAAGUCUCGUCUGCCGCAGUUGCAGCUACCGUGAUUUGGAGGAGCGUAUACAGAUUGGCCGAACUUUUUUGGCAUGUUUCAAACAAUAGUUCACGAUGACACAGAAUUGUCAAACUUGGAAAAAUUGCAGCAUCUUCGUUCAUGCCUAAAGGGAGUAGCACUGGAUACUAUCCAAUCACUUGAAAUGCGUGACGAAAACUACUUAAUUGCUAUGAAAUUACUUAGUCAAAGAUUCAGUAAUCGACGUUUGAUUUUUCAGGCACACAUUCAAGAGCUAUUCGGAUUACAGAGGGUGAGCAUUGACAAGAAAUCAGGAGAGUUGCGUUCGCUGGUGGACAAAUUAGUAUCGCAUGUUCGAGCCUUGCAUUCGUUGGGUACGUUCGAACAAAUAGCUGAUUGUUUGCUUCAGUAUAUCGCUGCACAGAAAUUGGAUCCCGAAACACACGCAUUAUGGGAAGAAAAGGUUCCAGUUGACGAGUUGCCCACGUGGACGGACAUGGCUACGUUCUUGCAGAGGAGAUGUCAAACAUUAGAAAAUGUGACUCAUGCUAUGGUAACAAAAACACCUGGCACACAGGUGAGCAAUACAAAGUAUCGUAAAAAUGCAUUUGUUGUUUCUAAGACUUCCACCAAAGGUUGUGCGAUUUGUCAAAAACAUGACCAUAUUGUGUACACGUGCCCACUAUUCGCAAGUUUGAGUCCAAGUGACAGGUGGAAGGAAGCCAAAAGAGCACAUCUGUGCAUAAAUUGUCUCAAACCAGGACAUCAGGUGCAGCAAUGUAAAUCUUCUACAUGUCGUUUUUGCUCAAUGCAGCAUCAUACCCUGCUGCAUUUUACUCAAGUCCACCAAGCCGUAACUGGUAUUUUAGAAACCACACCUGGUCCAUCACAGCCAGCUGUCCUCGUCACAAGGACAUCAAAAAGUCGCUCACCUUCACCUCUGUCACGCUCUUGUUCAACUGAAUGUGUGCUUCUUGCAACUGCUAUUGUUUUCGUUCGCAACAGUGUCGGAUCGCUAAUACCAUGUCGUGCGAUCCUCGAUUCUGCUUCACAACUCAACUUUAUAACGACGAGAUUACCAAAUCAAUUACAAAUUAAAAAAUCAAAAUCGUCUUUAGCAGUUUCUGGUAUCGGAGAUUCGGAAUUUAUUGUUAAUUCUAGCGUCAACAUUUCAAUUCAUUCUGUACAUAAUAGCUUCAGUGCCAAUUUAGAAUCUGCGGUAACUCCAACAAUCACCGAUUAUCAGCCAAACUAUCCACUCGAAGUCAGUGAUUGGGAUAUUCCAGCGAAUAUCAACUUAGCUGAUCCUGAGUUUCAGAAUCCCCAACGUGUGGAUCUUCUCAUAGGUGCAAGCAUAUUUUUUGAUUUGCUUUGCAUUGAUCAAAUUCGUUUGAAAAAUAAUUAUAUUCUCCAAAAAACUCGUUUUGGAUGGAUCGUAUCGGGUGGCCAAAGCACAUCGCCAAAACUAUCAUCGCUUACAACAACCGUAAUAACAUCGCUUGAGUGUGACGCAGGUCAUCCAUCUACCAAUGAACUGGUGCGUUCAUUUUGGGAAAUAGACAACAGCUUUGAGCCCAUUAGUAAGGCAACAAGAGAGGAACUCGAUUGUGAAGAUCACUUUAAGGCAAACUACAGUCGUUUGCUGACAGGCGAAAAUUCGAUUCGCUUACCUCUAAAGCCCAGUAUUAGCCUUCUUGGUGAUUCCUACAAGCAAGCGUUACGACGGUUUCUAACUCUUGAGAGGCGUCUCGAACGUAAUAAGGAAGUAAAAUUACAAUACGUAUCUUUUAUGAAGGAAUAUCUCGAACUUAAACACAUGUCUCCAGUAUCGAAGCCAAUACCAUCGCUACCCACAUAUUUUAUUCCACAUCAUUGCGUGUUCAAAAACGAUAGCACAACAACAAAACUUAGAGUCGUAUUCGACGGCUCAGUACAGACUACAACUGGUUAUUCAUUGAACAAUGCGCUGAUGGCAUGUCCAACCAUUCAACCGAAGUUAGCCGACACUCUUUUUCGUUUUCGUGCAAAUCCGGUCGCUCUAACCGGAGACAUUUGCACAAUGUAUCGGUGCAUUCGAGUCACCACGCCUGAUAAUUACUUGCAAUGCAUACUUUGGAGGGACGAUCCAAAAGAUGACAUAAAAAUAUUUAAACUCUAUACGGUUACUUAUGGGACAAAGUCUGCACCAUUUUUGGCUAUUCGCACCAUGCACCAACUUGCGGUCGAUGAAGCAGUUUUAUACCCCAUUGGUUCCAAAAUAAUUCAACGCGAUUUUUAUGUCGACGACUUAAUCACUGGUGCUCACACCGUUGAAGAAGUAAAAGAAAUAAUGAAACAAACCUCUGAUCUGUUAGGUAAAGGAAACUUUAAAAUUCGAAAAUGGUGUUCUGGUUUAUAG